UUAUACUUAUAUCAGACAGUUUAAGUUUCUUUUAAGCUCACUCUGUUGUGUGUUAAUAAGUAUAAUUUCAUUUUUAUAUCUUUUAUAAUUGACAUGUAAACAUUAUUCCUUCUGAUCUUGUAUAUUAUUCUUUUUUAAAUGUCUGGUGUACUAACUUUGGCAUGUUUUCAGCUUCUCUUUUGUUUCAGGUGUCUCAGGGACUAGUCUUUUUAAUUCUGUUAGCUUGAUGGCUUAUAAUGUUUUCUACACUAGUGUUCCUGUUCUAGUCAGUGUCCUGGACAAAGAUCCUAGUGAAGAAACAGUGAUGCAACAUCCACAAAUUUUGUUUUAUUGUCAAGCGGGAAGACUUCUGAAUCCUAGCACAUUCGCUGGAUGGUUUGGAAGAUCUCUUUUUCAUGCAAUUGUUGUAUUUGUAAUCAGCAUACAUGCCUACGCUAAUGAAAAAAGUGAAAUGGAGGAGAUCUCAUUGGUUGCUCUCUCUGGAUGUAUUUGGUUGCUAGCUUUUGUUAUGAUAUUAGAAACAAAAUUGGUCAAUAUGCUUGAUAUAGUUGUUGUGAAGAUGAUGGUACGCUUCCUUUUGUGA
Humulus lupulus (European hop) is the source of this 583-nucleotide messenger RNA. Its product is annotated as phospholipid-transporting ATPase 2-like. Lineage: Eukaryota; Viridiplantae; Streptophyta; Magnoliopsida; Rosales; Cannabaceae. The coding region runs from base 227 to 583 and encodes 118 amino acids. Gene Ontology annotation, molecular function: ATPase-coupled intramembrane lipid carrier activity. The transcript is spliced from 4 exons. The record is from RefSeq and is a predicted model, not a curated record. Gene Ontology annotation, cellular component: plasma membrane. Gene Ontology annotation, biological process: phospholipid translocation.